Gossypium arboreum is the source of this 1109-nucleotide messenger RNA. Its product is annotated as expansin-like B1. The coding region runs from base 117 to 875 and encodes 252 amino acids. The transcript has 5 exons. The record is from RefSeq and is a predicted model, not a curated record. Lineage: Eukaryota; Viridiplantae; Streptophyta; Magnoliopsida; Malvales; Malvaceae. Gene Ontology annotation, cellular component: extracellular region. Gene Ontology annotation, biological process: sexual reproduction.
UAACAUAAUACAAUAAUUACAUUUCCCAGAUUCAAAUAAGGAUUAAGGACGUGGUCAAUAGCGGGGUCGACAUAUUCCCUUCAUCUAUACACAGCUUGCAACCCUCUGCUAUAAAUAUGGGAAACAUGGGGUUCUCACUCAAACUUCGGUAUUGUUGUCUAGUGUCUGUCAUGAUGCUAUUACCUGCACUGUGUUACUCUGACAAUUUCGACAAGUCAAGAGCAACUUACUAUAGCCGUCCUGACGGCUUAGGCACUCCAAGUGGGGCUUGCGGGUUUGGAGAAUAUGGAAGAAAUAUCUCUGAUGGUAAUGUAGCUGGGGUUUACAGGCUCUACAACAAUGGAAUUGGCUGCGGUGCUUGCUAUCAGGUUAGGUGCACAACAAGCCCUCAAAUCUGUACUGAUAAAGGGGUGAACAUAGUGGUGACUGACUAUGGCCAAGGCGACAACACCGAUUUCAUCCUCAGUCACCACGCAUUUGAAGCGAUGGCACAACCAGGCACCGCGGAUCGUCUGUUUGCUUACGGAGUUGUUGAUGUGGAAUACCAAAGAGUUCCCUGUCAGUACGUUGGUCAUAAGAUCCAGGUUAAGGUUCAUGAAUAUAGCAGAAACCCAGAUUACUUGGCCAUUAUAAUGCUGUACCAAGCUGGUAAAAGUGAUAUCGUAUCCGUUGAUAUUUGGCAGCAGGGAAAAUGGGUAGAAAUGAGAAGGUCGUUUGGGGCAGUUUUCAACAUGUCAAAUCCACCAUUGGGAGCCAUCAGUUUGAGGUUCAAUGUGCAGGACAGCACCGGCAGCAAAUGGGCGGUGGAGGCACCGGAUGUUAUUCCUCCUAAUUGGAAAGCUGGAGUUGCUUAUGAUACCAAUAUUCAGCUUUAGUAAACUGCGUCACAAUUCCCAGCUAUUGUUGCUAUGUUAAUGUUGUUAAGUCAGUAAGUUGUUUGUUUAUUAUAUAUUUUUUUAUUAAAAAAAGUGUGUAUUAGUUUCUAAUAAGACAGCAAAGUGCUCAAACUUGGCUUUGUGCUCAAUAAACAUGAAAAGUUGGGUAUGUCUAGUUUUGCCUGAUGUUUGUGGGAAAUCAAUAAAGUUGUUCUUGGAAAGAGAUUUUCCUUA